Messenger RNA from Cylindrotheca closterium, 585 nucleotides. The record is from the annotation of a GenBank genome assembly. Lineage: Eukaryota; Bacillariophyta; Bacillariophyceae; Bacillariales; Bacillariaceae.
AUGACUGCCAUCAAUAGCAACACCAGCACCACCAACAACGACAACAAGAAGACUACCAAUCUCCUUCAGAAAUACAACGUCAAGGACCUUCUGUGGGCCAGCAUUACAAAACCGAGUCUCAAACAAAAUGCGGGUUUGCAUCUCAUGGAAGACGAAGAUGGUGUGAUUCGUGUUGAGCGCGUGGAUGGCGCCUUUGAAAUGUUCACCCAAGUCAAACCCGGGGAUCGACUUCUAGAGUUCCAAGAACAGGAUGUGUCUUGCUAUGAAGGUGGAAUCAAAGAAAUUGAGAAACUAAUCAAGGAAAGCCUCAAGGUUCAAGUCCGCGUGCUCAAACCAUCUGCGGACGUCGAAGAAGAAGAAGACGAUGAUGAUGAUACCAGUGCCAUGACGCUGGAAAUUGCAGCUGGCGAUACCUUGGUCCUUCAUUAUGGCACAAACGACAAAGAUGGACUCAAUGGAAAGAUGGUCAAAAUCAAACGAGAAUCCAGCAAAAAGGGCCGAUGGCUCGUGCAAGUGCAAGAUACCGGAAAGAUGAUGAUUGUGGAUGAAGCCCAUCUCUUUGCAAUCUCAUCCUUUCAUUCAUAA